CACAUUUUAGGCAAAAAGAAACUGUAAGUCUGAAACAUUCUGUCAUAGCCUCCCGUUCAGUACAUUCAGUGCUUUGAUUUUGGUCCUGUUAUCAUCUUUAAACAUGGCAAUUAACACGUUUUUAAACCUGAACGCUAAUAAUUACGAACGUAAUAGAUAGAAUGAAAUAUAAAUAAAUUAUAUAAUUAAGAUAGAAACCGUUCCUAUCAGUUGGUGAUAUUUGCAAGAUUACAUUUUUUUAGACUUUAAAAUUAACUUUUCGUUUAACAUCGAAAGUACAAGUUAGUUAAAAUCAAAAUAAUCUUUGUAAGCGUUAUUGAAGCAGAGUGUCUAAGUUUUAUUAGUGUCAUGUUCAAGGAAUGUAUAAGUUUAAGCAGCUAAGUUUCAGAGAUAGUAAAAUUACCGUGUUGAGAGUUAACGGUGUUAAUAAAACAAUAUAGUUAAGCUUCACAUAUUUGAUACUGCCUCAUUCUCUGUUUACAGAAUAUAUUUCUACACUAGUAAAAUGAAUGUUUCAUUAAAUUGCAAUGAUCAAGGUUUUGGAUUCUGGCUAGUUGGCGGUUCCGAGGACGGUACUCAGGUCACGGUUGGCUUCAUAGAGCCUGGAGGUUCGGCUGCACUAGAUGGUCGGUUGCAAACAGGCGAUGAGAUUAUAUUUUGCAACAAUGAAUGCGUAAUUAACGCUUCACACAAGCAAGUGGCUCACAUAAUAAGAUGUGCGGGGCGCAGGUCCGGUCAUGUUUCCUUGACUGUGAGGAGAAGAAACAGUUUUUAUAAAGGCUGUCAUUCGGAUUAUUUAACUUUAACCAGGAGAAACAAAGAAAGCAAAGAGGGUACACAGUCAGCGAAACAACAACAGCAGCAGAUUACUGAACCAGAUGCAGCUGCAAAAGAUGAUAUGGUUCUACCACAUAUGAAUGAAAAGUCAAAUUUUAAACCAGUGAAUCUAUUCAACAUAUAAUGGAGAUAUUGAUAGAAGUGUUCUCUAAAGUAAUAUUUUCCGGUUUCGAAUGAAUAAGCAACCCUUGCAAAUUAUCGAAUUUGUUAAUUAAUUACUUAACUUGACUGGAACUGUGUGUUUUUGUGAAACAUUUCUGACAUGGCUUUAUUUAAAUCACUUCUAGUGGUGUUCCGAAAGAAUAUCAUGAGAUCAUGGGAAACAUGUUAUGACAUCUUAUUGAAAUACAUGUAUAUAACAUAUCUGAUACAAUAAAAAGGCAAAAUGAAAUGUAUCGUAUGUACCCUCUUUGCCAUCGUUACUUUAAACAAGUUAAAAAGUCCCAUACAGUAAAUGAAAAAAAAACAAAAACGGAAUCAUACCAUAAGUCUUACAUCUUAUUUUAUAUUGCACUUUACACAUGCAUGUAUGUUGGAAAUUCGCUUUUAUCAAUUUUUUUUUUAUUCAUAAUUAAGUUCAUUCAUAUUAUACAAUACUAAAGAAAGGAUAUGA
Messenger RNA from Ruditapes philippinarum (Manila clam), 1450 nucleotides. RefSeq names its product membrane-associated guanylate kinase, WW and PDZ domain-containing protein 2-like. Gene Ontology annotation, cellular component: cytoplasm. Gene Ontology annotation, molecular function: protein binding. NCBI's taxonomy places the organism in Eukaryota, Metazoa, Mollusca, Bivalvia, Venerida, Veneridae. Gene Ontology annotation, biological process: signal transduction. The coding region runs from base 506 to 961 and encodes 151 amino acids. The transcript has 4 exons. The record is from RefSeq and is a predicted model, not a curated record.